Molecule: messenger RNA, 2051 nt
Organism: Procambarus clarkii (red swamp crayfish)
Lineage: Eukaryota; Metazoa; Arthropoda; Malacostraca; Decapoda; Cambaridae
Source: RefSeq, a predicted model, not a curated record
UUCCAGGGACCUGCCCGAAACACUACGCGUACUAGUGACUGUACAAGAAUGUAACAACUCUUGUAUAUUUCUCUCAAAAAAAAAAAAAAAUAUGGAAAAGCUGAUGGAGCAAAGGAUCCCAGAGUAUGUACCGAGAAAUGGGUGUACAGUACUCCCAGAAAUAGCUAAGGCUGUAGAAGAGAUGGAUUGGACGUUGCCAACGGAUGUCCAGAAUGAGGCAGUCCCACUUAUUUUGGGAGGUGGGGAUGUGCUCAUGGCAGCUGAAACAGGCAGUGGCAAGACUGGUGCUUUCUGUCUUCCCAUCCUACAAAUUGUCUGGGAAUCACUUAAGGAUAUUCAGCUUGGCAAGACUUCAAAAGUUACUAAAGAAAUAUCUCCUCUCUGGUUGAUGAGCUUCUUUGACCGUGACGCAGGAAUGGCUGUGACACCUGAUGGCUUGCGGUGCCAGUCACGGGAUCCUAAAACAUGGCAGGGUGCCCGUUGCACCAAGGGUGUCACUGGCAAGGGAAAAUAUUACUAUGAAGCCGUUGUGUCGGAUGAAGGGUUGUGUCGUGUCGGGUGGGCAACUCCUCAGGCAGCAUUAGAUCUUGGAACAUGUAAAUCGGGAUUUGGAUUUGGAGGCACUGGAAAAAAGUCUAAUUGCAAGCAGUUUGACGAUUAUGGUGAAUCUUUUGGCCUCAGGGAUGUCAUUGGUUGCUAUCUCAACCUGGAUGCCAUGGAGAUGCAUUACAGCAAAAAUGGCACUGAUUUAGGUAAAGCUUUCACAUUACGAAGUGAAUUCAAGAAUGCUGUCUUCCAUCCAGCUGUAGUUUUGAAGAAUGCAGAGAUGUCUUUCAAUUUUGGUGCAACAGAGUUCAAGCACCCACCUAAAGCGGGAUACGUAGCAGUGUCUCAGGCCAGCAAGGACUGUACUGUGAGCUCAGGUGUGAAGGGAGGUGGAGACAAGCCACAAAAGCUUCAGAACAAUGCUCCACACGCUGUCAUUAUUGAGCCUUCAAGAGAACUCGCAGAACAGACCCUAAAACAGGUUCAAAUGUUUCGUAAGCAUCUAGAUAAUCCAGUGGUUCGUGACCUUCUUGUUGUUGGUGGUAUACCCGUGAAGGAGCAAAUAGCAGCACUCAAUGCAGGUGUGGAUAUUGUUUGCGGUACUCCAGGACGCUUGGAAGAUCUUAUUAAUACAGGACAACUCUCUCUCCAGUCUUGCAAAUUCUUUGUGUUGGAUGAGGCUGAUGGACUUCUUAAACAGGGGCAUGAGCGUCUCAUCAAUAACAUCUACAACUCCAUACCCAAAAUCACAUCUGAAGGCAAGAGACUCCAGAUGGUGGUCUGUUCUGCCACCCUACAUUCCUUUGAAGUGAAGCGCAUGGCAGAACGUUUGAUGCACUUCCCGACCUGGGUAGAUCUUAAAGGGGAAGAUGCUGUGCCCGAGACUGUCCACCACGUUGUUGUAACCAUUGAUCCCAGAACGGAUAGUAGCUGGAGCAAUCUUCGUCGCCAUCUGCAGACUGAUGGCGUGCAUGUUAAGGAUGGCGUACGACCUGGGAACAAUACACCUGAGACAUUAAGUGAGGCGGUGAAGCUGCUGAAAGGAGAGUACUGCAUUAAGGCUAUUGACACACACAAAAUGGAUCAAGCACUAAUAUUCUGCCGCACUAAGUUGGAUUGUGACAAUUUAGAGCGCUAUUUUAAUCAAAUUGGAGGAGGGGCCAAUAACAGAGGCAAUCCAUAUUCGUGUGUGUGUCUCCAUGGUGACCGCAAGCCUAAUGAACGCAAAGCGAAUCUCCAAAAAUUUAAGGAUGGUGGAGUGAAGUUCCUUAUAUGCACUGAUGUAGCUGCUCGAGGAAUUGGUGUGGUACCAUGGAGAGUGGUGUUCAACUCGUGGGCGUAACUGUUUUAACACGCGGUUGACAACGGAAGGUGGUUGUUGCGUUUGGUACAACGAACCACAGUACCUAGCUGAUAUUGAAGAGCACUUGGGAGUGACCAUCCAGCAGGUCGAUCAAGAAAUGAAAGUUCCAGUUGAUGAAUUUGAUGGCAAAGUGAUUUAUGGU